GGGCUGGGGGUUUCGGUACUGGGGCUCCAGGCGGCCCGGAGGAAAGAAGGAAGGAGGAGGCCUGUUUGUUUGCGGGGUGGGAGCGAGGUUGUCGCACAUCCGUUCCUCCGGGCUCGAUCUGGGCUGUCCCCUCGUCCACCCGCCUUGAGCCAUGGCUCCCACUCUGGCCACUGCCCACCGGAGGCGAUGGUGGAUGGCCUGCACCGCCGUGGUGGAAAAUCUCCUUUUCUCUGCUGUCCUCCUGGGCUGGGGGUCUCUGCUCAUCAUGCUCAAGUCCGAGGGCUUCUAUUCCUAUCUGUGUACAGAGCCAGAGAACAUCACCAACAGCUCCGGCCAGGCACCAGAUGCAGAGCAGGAGGAGGUGAGCUGGAUGAAUGGCUGGCUCAGCUGUAAGGCCCAGGACGAAAUGCUGAACUUGGCUUUUACCGUGGGCUCCUUCCUGCUUAGCGCCAUCACUCUGCCCCUGGGCAUCGUCAUGGACAAAUACGGCCCUCGCAAGUUGCGUUUGCUUGGCAGUGCCUGUUUUUCUGUUUCUUGCUUGUUGAUCGCCUAUGGAGCCAGUAACCCAAACUCCCUCUCUGUGCUCAUCUUCAUCUCCCUGGCUCUGAACGGCUUCGGUGGGAUGUGCAUGACCUUCACGUCACUGACGCUGCCCAACAUGUUCGGUGACCUUCGGUCCACGUUCAUCGCUCUGAUGAUUGGCUCUUACGCCUCUUCCGCGGUGACUUUUCCAGCAGUCAAGGUGAUCUAUGACUUCGGGGUCUCCUUCAUCGUCAUUCUGGUUGUCUGGGCUGGCUGUGCUGGGCUCGUUUUCCUGAACUGCUUCUUGAACUGGCCCCUGGAGCCUUUCCCGGGGCCAGAGGACAUGGACUACACGGUGAAGAUCAAGUUCAGCUGGCUGGGCUUCGACCACAAGAUCACGGGGAAACAGUUCUACAAGCAGGUGACCACGGUGGGCCGGCGCCUCAGCGUGGGCAGCUCCAUGAAGCAGCCCAAGGAGCAGGCUGUCCUGCAGGAGGGCAACAAGCUCUGUCUGUCCACCAUCGACCUGGAGGUGAAGUGUCAGCCGGAUGACGCAGCAGCCCCCUCCUUCAUACACAGCGUGUUCAGUCCCAUCCUGCUGCUCAGCCUGGUCACCAUGUGCGUCACUCAGCUCCGCCUCAUCUUCUACAUGGGCGCCAUGAACAACAUCCUCAAGUUCCUCGCUGGCGGCAGCCAGGAUGCAGUGGGUCUUUACACAUCCAUCUUUGGUGGGCUACAGCUACUCUGCCUCCUGACGGCCCCUGUCAUUGGAUACAUCAUGGACUGGAGGCUGAAGGAAUGUGACGACGGCUCUGAAGAGGCCGAGGAGAGAGAUGGUGACCAAGGGGAAAAGAAGAAGAAGCGAGAUCGCCAGAUUCAGAAGAUCACCAAUGCCAUGAGGGCUUUUGCCUUUACCAACCUCCUGCUGCUGGGGUUCGGAGUCACCUGUCUCAUUCACAAUCUGCCUCUGCAGGUUCUCUCCUUCAUCCUGCACACGAUCGUUCGGGGCUUUAUCCACUCUGCCGUCGGGGGUCUCUAUGCUGCUGUGUACCCCUCCACCCAGUUUGGCAGCUUGACGGGCCUUCAGUCCCUGGUCAGUGCCCUCUUCGCUCUCCUGCAGCAGCCUUUGUUUGUGGCGAUGAUGGGGCCCCUUCAGGGAGACCCAUUUUGGGUUAACAUGGGUCUCCUUGGGGUCAGCCUGCUGGGCUUCUGCCUGCCUCUUUACCUGAUCUUCUACCGGCGACAGCUGCAGAGGCAGCUGGACCAGAAGAGAGAGGACGAGAAGCUCUUCCUGAAGAUCAACGGUACCCCCAAUCAGGAGGCCUUCGUGUAGGCCCUCCCACGCUUCACUCCACGGGCUCCUCCCCCACUUGGACCAUGGCUGCCUUUGGCCCCCUAGCCCGGCUGGGCCCCCAGAGCACACGUCUCCUGUCACCCUGCCUCUGCCCCCGUCCACUCUGGCACUCUUGGGAUUCUACGUCAGAAGCUGUUUGCAGCUCGGGCUGUGGUCCCCUGCUCGGGGGCCCUCUGGCCCUCCACCAGGAGCUGGGAUGGGGUGGGAUGGAUGCUGAGGGCCUGAGACAGCAGCACCCGGGGCUGGACUGAUGGCCUCCUCCUUGUUAGGAUAAGCCUACCUGGUCUUUCUGGCCAGAGCUGCUGAGGAGCUGGGUCCCCGCUGGGGCUGGUACUGCCCCCUGCCCACCUUCCAGCUCCCUCCCUGUGCUCCUGGAGGACCGGUCUGUUGGCUCUCGGCUGUCUGCCACGACAGACUGACGAGGACGAUAUUGUGGGAUUGACACCACCCUCGGAUGCCCAGUGGGCCCCCUUUCCUGAGUUUUUGGGUAACGCCUCUUUCGCCAAAUUCGAGGAGUGGGCUGUCCUCCCUGUGCCCAUGAGCCAAGCCAGCUGCUCCCUCUGCUGCAUGCCAACACAGACUGUCUGCCCACGGAGGGGAGGCUUUCCACGCUGGUCCACUCUACUCAGACCCAGAGACACACACCUCCUGGCCUGGUGGCACCCAGACAGCCAUCACCCAAGAAAGCUGUGUGAGGAAGGAAGGCCCCUCUUGUCAUUGUUGGUGCUAACCCCCUUGUGAUUCUCCUUGCCCUACGUCCCCCCCCGCAGAGUCUCUGCUAUCAUGUGCAUGUGGGACCCCGUCACCUCAUCCUGCUGUGUCCCUGCUGGCCAGGACAGAGGGAGUGGCCUUGCUCUGAGACUGGGGCGAAGGUCAGGGGACAGGAGGCGAGAGCUCAGAGGGAGCCUCAGAGCCCUGACAAAGUCAUCCCCGACCCUCUUCCUUGGAGGGCACUUGGGUGGGUGGGGCCUCGCUGGGCAGCCCUGGGCAGGGUCCAGUUGCAGCCUGGAUGGCGUUUUGGGGUGGGGGAGGAGAAUGAAGGGAGGUGCCUGUUGGACUCCCAGAUUCUUUGGGGGAGGGGGGAAGAAUCGUGUGUUUGGAUUGUGGAGUUGUGCGAGUGUGUGCCUGGGUGUGUGUGUUUAGGACCAGAUCCCCGGGGCUGGUCUGGGUGAGACUGAGUGAUGCAGCUGCAGGUCCGCAGCGCCCCCUGGCGUUAGGCUUUCCAAAGCCGGCCUGGCCCUUUAUGGGAUGCAGGGACCCCUCUCGGCCUGGCCCUCCAGCUGAGAGGUGGGGGCAGGCGCUGCUCUUGGGGUUUCGGCCCAACAUGUGGCCUCAGCGUGCUCACCUGCAGCACCCAUCAGGUGAGGCUUCCUAGUAGGUGUAAAGGUGGUGUGGGCUUGGGAUUUUUUUUUUGUUUGUCUUAUUUUAAAGUUUUCUCAAACUUCUUUUUUUAUUAUAAAGCAAUAAAUGCCUCUUCCUUGUAGUCAAGGAAAUCUGUGUUUGCAUGUGCCAGUGAAGCUGGACGUGGAAGCUUGGGGCUUGGUACAGAAAAUCUGAGAAGCGCGAGCUCCUCUCAGAUUGCCCCAUUCCAUCCUGGAGGACCACAGAUUCCAGUGGAGAAAAGGGUCUGUCUCUGUCCACUCUACCUGUGCUGGAAGGGGUGGAGGCCAGACACAGAGAGUGCUUUGUGGCUAAAGGCCCAAGCCUAGCCCAGCCCAACAGGAACCGAAACCAGUGGAGCAGGGUCAGAACCAGGCCAUCCUAGGCUCACUUUUGGCAGCCCAUGCAAGCCUUGGGUCCCCUCAGGUCCUUGAGAACUCCAGAGAAAUGGGUCACUUAGGUUUCUCUUUCUUCCUCGAUAGGUUCCCACUGUUGAUCAGAAAGACUGGGGGUGACUCCUGAGUUAAAUGCAUCUUGGAUCUAUGAUCUAGGCCUAGGAACUUGAGAAACAGUGAGCUAUAGCAGAAAGAAGCACUACCUUGGUGGAGUCAGAAGAGCCAAGAUCUGAUCCCGGGUCUGCCUUUAUUUAGCUGUGUGACCUCAGACAACCACUCAGUUCUCUGGGCUGCAUUCUUUUUUUUUUUUUUUUUUUCAUCAGUAGAAAAAGAGGUUGUUGGACUAGAUAAAUUCCAGGCUCCCUUCUGGAUGUCUGAGGGGCUGCUGACUGUGGGAACAAGAAUGCAGGUCUGGAAUCAGAAUGGGAAGGGCUGGGGAGGAAACCACAUUAGGACUUGAGGAACUUUGUUGUGGUUAGGGGGGGUGGGAGGGGAGCAGAGGGGAGUAAAAAAAAAAGUAACAGUGGUACAUGUCAGAAAAAAGGGGCCUCCCUAAGAGUCAUGGGAUUUUGGGUUUAGAGAGCCAGAAGGGAGCUUAGGAACUGUGAAGUCUAACUCCCCCCCCCCCCCCCCCAUUUUACAGAUGAGCAAACUGAGGAACAGAAGAGGUUUUAAGUGACUUGCCCAGGGUCAAAGAGCUAGGAAGGGUGGGUGGUAAAAUUUGAACUCAGGCCAUCUGGACUCCAAGCACCACCCAGUUGCUUCCAACAAGUGAGAAGGUAUUGCCCACCAAGCUGGAGGCACCUGGCGGGAGAGGGGAGACCAUGAUGCCAACAUUCACCCACUUGCUGUAAGUCCCAGCACAAACAAGUCGCAGGAUUUGAUGUGCUCAGGACUUUGCCCAAGGGAGCAAGUGCCACCUACCAUCUUAGACUGUUGUCAGGGACUCUUUUCUUAUGUCCUGGUGUGGUGGAAAUAGCGUUGGACUUGGAGCUAGAGGAAGUGGGUUCACGUCACGACUUUGCUAUUUACCCUAUGUGAAUGUCAUUGGUUAAAUCACUGAUCUGAGCCUCGAGUUGUCCAUAGAAUGAGGGGUUAGACCAGAUGGAUUCUAGGGUCCCUUCUGGCUCGGGGUUUAUGAUUCUGCGCCCAGUUGUCUGGCCAUUCGCAUCUUGCCAUCUAACAACAGUAAAAACCAGUCAAAAAAAAAAAAAAACAGUUGACUGGUGGUAAUGGCUCAGCCAGU
Messenger RNA from Vombatus ursinus (common wombat), 4897 nucleotides. It is a transcript of the gene SLC43A2, whose product is annotated as solute carrier family 43 member 2. The transcript is spliced from 14 exons. The record is from RefSeq and is a predicted model, not a curated record. Bases 152 to 1855 code for a protein of 567 amino acids. Gene Ontology annotation, biological process: neutral amino acid transport; transmembrane transport. Gene Ontology annotation, molecular function: neutral L-amino acid transmembrane transporter activity; L-amino acid transmembrane transporter activity. Lineage: Eukaryota; Metazoa; Chordata; Mammalia; Diprotodontia; Vombatidae.